Messenger RNA from Gadus chalcogrammus (walleye pollock), 1936 nucleotides. It is a transcript of the gene peli3, whose product is annotated as pellino E3 ubiquitin protein ligase family member 3. The record is from RefSeq and is a predicted model, not a curated record. The coding region runs from base 403 to 1914 and encodes 503 amino acids. Gene Ontology annotation, biological process: regulation of Toll signaling pathway; protein K63-linked ubiquitination. The transcript has 7 exons. Gene Ontology annotation, molecular function: protein binding; ubiquitin protein ligase activity. Lineage: Eukaryota; Metazoa; Chordata; Actinopteri; Gadiformes; Gadidae.
GACGCGGUCGGUGCGAGCUCUAGAGUGUGUAUGCGCGCGUGUGCGUGUGUGUGUGUGUGUGACUCCGCGUUUUCUCUCUAUUCUCUAUGUUGUUCAGAGCGCUAGGGAGAUAGGCGUGACAACGGACGGGGGACGUCUGGUUCGUGACUGGUCUACCGGAGAGAGGAGUACGCAUAUCGUGUAGUGUGUGGCCCAGCGUAUUCGAUGACAGCGGAGAAGAGGCAAUGCAGACCGUGCGCUCCUACGGUUGUUCUAGACGAGUCCUCAUCGCCAGUGUUAUUUUAACGCAACGCUUCUCGAUUUCAAGGCCGUACGGGGACUGACGACCCAGGGAAUCGCACAGCCACCGGACCACACUCGUCAAACAUCAGCGGCUGUGGGCCCCUGUUGCGGCCGGAGGGUAUGGUUUUGGAGGGUAGCUCGGAGGCCCUUUGUCCCGCCCCGUCUCUGGAGCUGCGCCCGUCCUGCAACAACACCAAGAGCCAGCCGUCGCCGCCGCCCCCGCUGCCCCUCGGAACCUCCGGCCCGCAGCCGCACGACCCCGUCUUCCCCAGCGACAAGGAGCCCGUCAAGUAUGGGGAGCUCAUCGUCUUAGGGCACAACGGCUCGCUGUCCAAUGGCGACAAGGGGCGACGGCGAAGCCGCCUGGCGCUGUACAAGAGGCCGAAGGCCAACGGCGUCAAGCCCGACGUCAUCCACAACAUCUCCACCCCGCUGGUGUCCAAGGCCCUCAGCAACAAAAGCCAGCACAGCAUCUCGUACACACUGUCGCGGAGCCACUCGGUCAUUGUGGAGUACACCCAUGACACCAACACAGACAUGUUUCAGAUUGGCCGGUCCACCGAGAACAUGAUCGACUUUGUGGUGACAGACACGGCUGGCGGCAGCGGCGGCGGCGGCGGCGGCGGGGGCAGCGGAGGGGGGGGCCAGGGCGCGGCCGGGGAAGGGGUGGGAGGAGGAGGAGGUGGGCAGUCGGCCCAGAGCACCAUCUCGCGCUACGCCUGCCGCAUCAUGUGCGAGCGGAGCGCGCCAUACACCGCCCGCAUCUACGCCGCGGGCUUCGACUCCUCCAAGAACAUCUUCCUGGGGGAGCGAGCCGCUAAGUGGAGGACCUCUGACGGUCUGAUGGACGGCCUCACCACCAACGGGGUGCUGGUCAUGCACCCGGCGGGAGACUUCGUGUCCGAGCCGGCGCCGGGCGUGUGGCGGGAGAUCUCCGUGUGCGGGAACGUCUUCGCCCUGCGGGAGACGCGCUCGGCCCAGCAGCGGGGGAAACUGGUGGAGAACGAGUCCAACACCCUCCAGGACGGCUCCCUGAUCGACCUGUGCGGCGCCACCCUGCUGUGGCGGACGUCGGCGGGGCUGCGGCGCACGCCCACCCUGAAGCAGCUGGAGUCGCUGCGGCAGGAGCUGAACGCCGCGCGGCCCCAGUGCCCCGUGGGCUUCAACACGCUGGCCUUCCCCAGCCUGGCCCAGCGCGAGAUCGUGGACAAGAAGCAGCCCUGGGUGUACGUCAACUGCGGCCACGUGCACGGCUACCACAACUGGGGCUACCGCAAGGAUAAGACCCCGGCGGCCGGCGGGGUCCCCGGGCUCGGGGGCACGGCGCCGGCCAGCCUCGGGGGCCCCGGGGGCUCCGGGGGCGACCGGGAGUGCCCCAUGUGCCGGCGCGUGGGCCCCUACGUGCCCCUGUGGCUGGGCUGCGAGGGGGGGCUGUACCUGGACGCGGGCCCCCCCACGCACGCCUUCUGCCCGUGCGGCCACGUGUGCUCGGAGCGGACGGCGUCGGGCUGGAGCCAGAUCCCGCUGCCGCACGGCACGCACGCCUUCCACGCCGCGUGCCCCUUCUGCGGCACCUGGCUGACCGGGGAGCAGGGCCACAUCAAACUCAUCUUCCAGGGCCCCGUCGACUGAAUCCCACCACCGACCCCCCCAU